AUGGCUUCUCCGAUUUCGGAUUCCGUUGCAACUCCUUCGCUCUCUCCUCCUCCCGAGGUGGCUCAGCCCUCUUCAAGAUCUGAAAAUCUAGAUCUCGAAAUGAAACUUCAGUCUUCCUCCAUUCCGGCUUCGAUUCUGUCCUCUGACGCUUCUUCCUAUGCUGAGCAUUUCAAGUAUUCCCUUCGCAACCUCCAAAAAAUAUCAUACCUUACUUUUUUGGAAGAUAGAACACCGGUGAUGCAAGCUCCGGCCGAUAUUCUUCUUCAAACGGUGGAUAUGUGGAAAGAGCAUAUCAUUGCUCAAUUCCAUGGAACUCUCUCGUGA
This is a messenger RNA of Eruca vesicaria subsp. sativa (arugula), 324 nucleotides long. The record is from the annotation of a GenBank genome assembly. NCBI's taxonomy places the organism in Eukaryota, Viridiplantae, Streptophyta, Magnoliopsida, Brassicales, Brassicaceae.